Messenger RNA from Entamoeba invadens IP1, 1746 nucleotides. RefSeq lists its product as hypothetical. Lineage: Eukaryota; Evosea; Mastigamoebida; Endamoebidae. The transcript has a single exon. The coding region runs from base 1 to 1746 and encodes 581 amino acids. The record is from RefSeq and is a predicted model, not a curated record.
AUGUCUACAAUUGAGAGUUAUCAUGGCAUGAUAGUUUCAAAGUAUUUCGAUACGAUAAAAGACUAUAUUAAUCUUGAGUUUGUCUGCAAGAAAUUCACAAAUAAUAUGAAGAAGUUUCACUUCAACCCAAUUCCAUUAAAUUGUAAAACAAUUGAAUACUUUCCAUGCGUCGAGACACUUCAUUUGUGGCAGAAAGAAGACGAAAAUUUUGACAACGGUUUUAUUGUCAACACAAAAUUUAAUGAAGAUCACAAAGGGAAUGAAAUAUAUCAAGAUAUUAACACAAAUAAAACAAACUAUUUUAAAAAGGCGUUUUAUCGAAUUGUCGUGUGGUUCGGUGUCGAUUUUGAAACUGUUGACAAAAACAAAGGUCGAAACAUCGAGUUUAAAAACGUGACCUUCACUGAAAACAAUAAACGUAAAUGUGGUGAUAACAUACCAUUUGGCGUUACAUCAAUUUGUAAAAAAUGUUUCUAUGAAUGUUACAGUCUGAACAGUGUUACAAUACCAUCAAGUGUGACAACAAUUGGUAAUGAAUGUUUCUAUAGUUGCAGUGGUUUGAGCAGUGUGUCAAUACCAAAUUGUGUCAUAUCAAUUGGUGAAAGGUGCUUCGGUGAAUGUGAUAGUCUUAGCAGUGUAUCAAUACCAUCCAGUGUGACAUCAUUUGGUAAAUGUUGUUUUUGUGGAUGCAGCAAUUUAAAAAGCAUAACAUUAUCAUUUCAUGUGACGUCACUUGGUGAAGGUUGUUUCAGGAGAUGUGGCAAUUUGAGUAGUUUGGCAAUUCCAUUGAGUGUGAUAUCAUUUGGUGAGGAAUGUUUUAAUCAAUGCAGCAGUCUAAGCAGUAUAUCAAUUCCAUCGAGUGUUGUAUCAAUUGGUGAAAGGUGUUUCUACGAAUGUGACAGUCUGAACAGUGUAUCAAUACCAUCAAGCGUGACAUUAAUUGGUUCUCGUUGUUUUGGUAGCUGUGACCAUCUGAGCAGUGUGUCAAUACCGUUGGGUAUGACAUUGAUUGACGAAAUGUGUUUCAGUAAAUGUUACAGUCUAAGCAGUGUAUCAAUACCACCAAGUGUGGUGUCUAUAAGUCACAGUUGUUUCGCCGAAUGUUACCGUCUGAACAAUGUUUCGAUACCGUCCAGUGUAACGUCGAUUGGUAAAGGUUGUUUCUACGAAUGCAAGAGUUUAAGUAUCGUGUCAAUUCCGUUUGGUGUGACAAUAAUUGAUGAUGGUUGUUUUGAUAAUUGCAGCAAAUUGAGCAGAGUGAUAAUUCCAUCGAGUGUUAAAUCGCUUGGAGAUUAUUGUUUUUGUAAAUGUGACAGUUUGAGCAGUGUUACAAUACCACCAAGUGUAACAUCAAUUGGUAAAAAAUGUUUCUAUGAAUGCAAGAAUUUAAGUUCCGUGUCAAUUCCGUUUGGUGUGACAAUAAUUGAUAAUGGGUGUUUCGGUUUUUGCAGCAGUUUGAGUAACAUAACAAUACCAUCGAGCGUGAUAUUAUUUGGUGAUGAAUGUUUCAGUUGGUGUCGUAAAUUAAGUGGUGUUACAAUACCAACUAGUGUUAUAUCAUUCGGGCAAAUGUGUUUUUAUCAAUGUGAUAGUCUUAGCAGUGUAUCAAUACCAUCAAGCGUAACAUCAAUUGGUAAAAAUUGUUUCAGUUGGUGUAGUAAGUUAAGUAGUGUAACAAUACCAUCAAAUAUGACAUCAUUCAGUAAUUGCUGUUUUCCAUCAAACACAAUCGUUAAUCAUGAGUAA